Messenger RNA from Schistosoma haematobium, 4153 nucleotides. RefSeq names its product Glutathione S-transferase lancl1. The record is from RefSeq and is a predicted model, not a curated record. Gene Ontology annotation, cellular component: plasma membrane. The transcript is spliced from 9 exons. Lineage: Eukaryota; Metazoa; Platyhelminthes; Trematoda; Strigeidida; Schistosomatidae. Gene Ontology annotation, biological process: peptide modification; carbohydrate metabolic process. The coding region runs from base 732 to 2021 and encodes 429 amino acids.
CGAUGAGCGUUUAAAACGCCUAAACCUUUCCCCCUUGUCGUAUCGUAGGAGACGAGGUAACCUUAUACUGGCAUUUCAUAUCGUUAAUUAUGAUUUGGGUGUCAAUAUGUCUUAUCUUUUUGCUCCAUCCAGCACUAAUAAUCUCCGAGGUCAUAGCAAGAAGGUUCACAAACCACGAUCUAAUAAACUUAAAGUGGGGUCCCGUUCUUCUCAUCGAGUAGUCAAUGGUUGGAACGCCUUACCCGAGCAAGUGAUAUCAGCCUCAUCAGUGAAUAUUUUCAAGGAGAAGCUGGACCUUCACUGGAAAGCAAUGUGUCAGGAUUAAUACAGGUUCACCAACCUACUAUUCUUAUUACUGAAGACUGAAGACUGACUGAACACCAUGAGGGGAAUGGAAAGAGAUCAGUCAACCUAAAUUAACCCACUGGAAUGAUACUGGGUGGUGAACAAAACCCCCAAGAGUCCUUUAAGUGGAAGUCUGACAGAUUAGCGUAUUAAAUAACCCAUUUAUCUUCUCUGUCUCCUGAUUGGUCAUUUUGGGUAUGAUCUCAAGGUAGUUCGUACAGCUUUACCGCGUAAUUUCUUAUCCCAACCAACAUUAACUCGUAAUCCUAUUUUGAGCCGGAUUUUGGUGUUGACCACAGAAGAUUCUAGUCUAAUCUCGACAAAUUCAACUUAACUCUAUCCUUUCAAGGAUCCAUUCGUGAGUAAAAUCCAAACGCGUAAAGAAGAUGGUUGAGGUUAACGAUGGUCGCCAUUUUAAAAAUCCUUACCAGGAUUAUAUGCCUGGAGACCAGCUUAAAGUGGGAGAUACAAACAUCCCAAACAAAAUUGUCGAACUGUUAAAUGUUCUGAAUUCGAAUUUCGAGAAGUUAUCGUCGUCUGACGUAUCAAUGUACACGGGCUUGUCAGGUGUUGGACUAUUCUACAAUUUCCUAUCACAAUGCAAAUGUGAAUUAUUAGACAGAAAGAUACGUGAAAAUGGUGUUGUAUGUACUGAGAAGUUGUUAAAUCGAUGUCUACGUCAUAUGGACUUGAAGAAGUUAUCUAAAAAUAUCAGUGUUUACACUAGCCCGAUCGGUCCACUGUGUUUAGGUGCUUUAUCAUCAGUCAAGCAUGGAAGUGAGAAUACAGAGGCAAAGAAGUUCGUAGAAGACAUUUUGUCGGCGAGUAAAUAUGGCUUGGAUGUGGACUGUGGGAUGCCUGAUGAAGCGUUAUAUGGACGUACUGGCUAUCUAAAUUGUUUGAUAACACUUCGAGAAAAUAAUUUCGACAUCCCUGUUUCUGUUGUCUCGUCGAUAACAGAUGCUAUAUUGAAGUCUGGUCAGAAAACAGCUGGUGCUUACAAAUCGAAUGGUUUUUAUAAUCGAUUGAUGUACCAGUCAUCGAAACGAGAUUUGUGGAUGCCACCGUUGAUGUUCGAAUGGCAUGAUAAAUGUUAUCUUGGUGGAGCACAUGGUUUUGCUGGUAUCUUGACUACUCUACUGAAGGUAUAUCGUUUGUUUCCUGGUAGCAUAUCAUCACAUUCCUUAAACCAGUUAAUUCUACCUACUGUUGAUUGGAUGAGUCAACUUCAGAUAAUCAGCGGAAAUUGGCCUUCUAGUUUAGGGGAUAGCUUAAAUCGUGAUGUAUUAGUUCAUUGGUGUCAUGGUGCAACGGGUGUUAUUCCACUUAUGCUCUCAGCUCAUAAGAUUACAGGUGAAAAUAAGUAUUUGAAGUGUGCAUUAGAUGGAGGAGAAGCUGUAUGGACUCGUGGUCUACUUCACAAAGGCUGUGGUCUAUGUCACGGUUCAGCUGGUAGUGGUUUCGCUCUAUUAGAGAUUUAUCAAACAACUCAAGAUCCCAAAUAUUUGUAUAGAGCUAUAAAGUUCGCUGAAUGGUGUACCGACUGUUUUAAAAAUGCUACUCGCGUUGCUGAUCGUCCGUACUCACUUAUGGAAGGUCUUGCUGGGACACUGUACUUCCUUGUUGGUAUUUUGGAUCCAGUUAAUUCGAAGUUUCCUCUACUAAGUGGAUUGUGAAUAGAAAGAAACAAUGAUUUUAUUUAUAUCUAUUCAAUUAACUUUGUCUGUCAUUUUGUACUCACAUCUAUUUGUUCAUCAUUCACUUAGUUUAUGAGAAAAUGUUAUUUGAGUUUCAUGUCUGCCGAAUAGUUCACAUUUGUUUUAACGAUAUUAUAUUCAGUGUAUUUUGUGUUGUAUACUCUGUUUAGUCUAAACCCGUGUGUGAAAAUGCCAGUUUAAGGCAUACUGUGUAUAUUUAAUGGUGUUGAUUGUUUGAAUAUUUGAUGAGCAUCGUACUGUGUUUGCGUUUGUUUUCUUUAAAGUUGAUAGGAGAAGUGAGUAGUCUGACAAGUAAUGGAUAUGUAGAAGAGACGUGGAUGAGUGUAUACAUAUGGUGAAAACAUUGUUAACUGUAAUGAUGUGUCAUGUUUUUGUAAUUGCACUCACAGUAUAUUUAGAAUUGCGAUUUUUGUUGGACGUUGAGAGCUAGAUCAUAGGAGCGAAUUUUUGUUAGUGUUGAAAGAUAGUUGUUCGACCAACAUGGUGUGUGUAUAGGUAUGAUGAUAUGAGAUUUGUUUUGCCUCCGGAUCAACAUUUCGACAAACUAAGUCAACACUUAACAACUCAUGGUUUGUAGUUUAAAAGUCAUUUUAAUAUUUCAUACAUGUAUUGUUUGGACGUAUUUUACAAUGAAACAUGCCCCUCGAAAAGUCAUUAAGUGCCCAGUAAACUCUUGGGAACAUUUUUUCGAAUCAGGAUUGAAUGAGCAUUUCUUCGGAAUAUUUUAAAGGAAAGUCAUGGUCAACGUAAUAAAUAUAGUGUGGUGUGUGCUACUUAUACGGACAGAUAUAGGUAGUAUGUGGUGGUUAUGGGAAGUUAAUUCCUUGCUGGGAGAAGAAGAGAAUGAUGAGGAAAAAAAGAAAAACAGAGCACUGGUAGUAGCAACAAGAAUGGAGGCACGAUUGGGUUUGUAAAGGUCAACUGAAGGAAGAUGUGCAAAUGGUGUGUUGGAUGUAUUGUCUUUAUAUUUUACGAAUUCAGUAUGUAAUUAAAGACAGUGCAUUUAGUUCACACCUUCCCAUGUCUUUGUACUUAAUAAUCGGUGUCGCUGUCACUACGCAGGAUGAAGAUUCCGUGGUCACUGGAGUUCGAGGAAGGAGAUGUACGGAGUGUGUUGAGAGAGUUUGGGACUGGUGCGUAGAUGGCAGGUGUGUAGAAGCCUAAGGUGAAGGUGUUGGUGCUGGAGACGUUACUGCGAGGCAACGGAAUGGGUGUAUGACAGCGUGGAUAAUGCCGGCGGGAAGACGGCAUGGGAGGUAGUCACGGAGCGGUUGUUAUAGACUUUGGCAGUCAAGUUUACUGGAAGAAGGCACUGAAGAAAUUUACGGUGAAUUUCGAUCUGCUAGUGUUUCCAGCGUGUCUAAUCUUAUUGUUACUUCGUGAGCCAUCGAUUUUGAAUGAGUUGUCUGGCUUGCUGGCGUCGAAGUUUAUUGAGGACUACAGCAUGAGUUAGCUGCAAUACGAAUAAACAAGUACAGAAAUAAUAUAUUUUAAUCUUGUGAGGGAACAGGCCAUUAGAAGAGAGACUGAAAGCCGAAACACACUGUUUGCAUAUUUUCCUUGAGUUGACCAUCACAAACACUACUGUUCUUUCAUUCCUGUUGCUAGCACCAUUGCUUUCUGUUUUUCUCCUCUCUUUAUUAUCCCCUUUUUCCAGAAAGAGAUUAGCUUCCUGUAUCUGUCCGUAUAAGUAGCACGUACCACAGUAUUUAUCAUGAUUGUUUGACUCUACAUGAUCAAAGUAUGAUUAUAUUGAAUAAUGACCACAAAAAAUUAAUAAUAUGUAAUUAUAUUAGCUGUUUCAUGACUGGUCAUCUACUAUUAUGUAUGCAUCGCCAAUUGUUUUGUUGGAAUCGCUUAUACUUUUAAAAUGAAGAACCACUGCAGUUUCCACAACGCGAUGUAAGAACAUCAACACUGGCACAAGUGAAGACUUAUUAACGCCCAAAACACGACAACGACUGUAGUCGAAAAUACACUUGUUACAUAUAUUGACUGUACACCCAUUUUGAUUAUGAAUAAGGGUGAAAUCACAUAUUUUUUUAAAAAAAUACCCCAAGUUAUAAUGAAUUACAUUCUGCAUUUUAUGC